Messenger RNA from Diatraea saccharalis (sugarcane borer), 2906 nucleotides. Lineage: Eukaryota; Metazoa; Arthropoda; Insecta; Lepidoptera; Crambidae. The record is from the annotation of a GenBank genome assembly.
GUGCCUGUGCCUGUGUUUGUGCCUUCAGUGUGUGUGGCAUGUUGUCCGUCUGUUAAUAAUCCAAGCUUUUUUUAAAUCACAUUUUAUCGCUUCACCAAGAAUUAUAAUUGUCACUUUAGUGUAAGUUUAUUUGAAACAAUAUAUUACAUUUUCGGCAGCGGAUAGAGUCAUACGCCCUACGCUGUAAUUUGUCAACCUGAACUGUGAAUAUGUUUUAUUUUUGAACAGUUUCUCGCUUUGUUCUAAUAAGACAUGUUAACUUUUGUUUUUUAAUAUAUGAUAAGCAUUAUUGCAAGUGUGUGGUGUCGUGUAUUGCCGUUAUUUUGAGUCCAUCAUGCCGACAAGUGCAGUGUAUCAACCUACUACAGUAACAUACGAACAACAACCGAAUGACCAACGAUGGAAUUGUCCUAUGAGUUACUUCUCACGACGUGUGACGAGUAGUCUCAAUAGGACAAAUUGCAUAAGAAUCGGCUUAUGUCUCCUGGGCAGCAUACUUUUCAUUAUUGGUCUAGCGCUGGCUAUAGCGGGAGGUGUCCAAUACUCGAGUGCGUCGCCAUCGGACUCGCCUGAAACCCCAGAAUGUGGACUCCGCACUUUAAUAGCCGGUGGAGUCACACUUUGUUUGGGUCUACUUUUUGCUGGAAUAGGCGGUUGGGCGUGGACAUCUAGGUGGGGUGGUGGCAAGGAAGCUCCGUCGAGCGGAGCCGCGGCUCUCACUGCGCUGAAUCCAUCCACCGACCCUCUAGUGGCGGCACAGUACGCGCCAGUAAGAGAUGCACCACCAGCACCCGAUGAUGAGAUGCGCAACCUCAUGGACAAUAAGGAAUGUUUAAGUAGUGCCGAAGAAAGUGACAAAAUGCUAGACGGACGACCGUCUGUGGCGUAAAAAUCUACAACAGUACAUCACAAUACCACGAGCUUAGGCUAGUCUAAAGUUUACUCCCUAAAAGUCAUCGUAGCUCUUAACCACACGGCAUCUGAUCCCUAUAUCAUCGUAUCUUUACUCGACGUUUACUUGUCAAUAACUCUCUCAUCUGUCACCCUUGAUGAAGAACUUAGAAAUAAUCAGUCAUUCUAAUAUUAACGGCCCGUGAGUGAUCUAGCAAACAGCGUCCAUAAAAAAAAUUAACUGCUCCAAGAGCGGUAAUCAUAUGCCGGGUCGCUUUAAAGAGCUACGCAUGAUCUCACAUUGAAUAGCAUGAUCGAGCAGUACCGAUUCUAACGGUGGGCAUAAAAUUUGUAAACUUUAUUUAUAUGGUGAAACUUUAUCGAUAAUUAAUCUAAUAUUUGAGUGCUGCUCUAUCGUGUUGAUGUCUAUAAUAUAUAAAGGGUUGCAUUUGAAGGUACAAAGUAUCAAAAGGUCUCAAUAAACGUAUAACGCAGGCAAAAGACGCAUAGGUAUUUAUUAAGAAAAAUAUUUACGUAUCAAGUAAAAACUAAUGCUUAAUGUCGAUAAAUAUUAUUCAUUUGCUGAUGCUAAUGCUUCUUUUUUUUUAAAAAAAAAACGAAAGUAUUUAUUAUAUUCUGAGCACAAACAUCACAGAAUUAUGCACUUUGCAUGUUGUAUAAUAAAAAUUAUUUUAUUUUUAUAUCACACCUUAGGUGUAUCUUUAUUUGCAAUAUAUAUGCUUUGGUAAUAUUUGUCUUAAUUAAUUAAUUAAACUAAUUAGUAAAAGACAAGUGGCCAAAUUAUCGUCCAGAUUAGAAUUAGGAUUUAUUGUGGAUAUUAUAAUAUAUGCACAGUUUUGAGAAGUACUAUAUUUUCCCCUGAUUAAAUUAUUUAUCUAUGUUUAUAUUAAUAAUAUAACAGGAAAUGAUAAUUAAUUAUUAGAUUAUAAACGUUAAUAAAAUACGAAUAACGUAUUCUUAUUUAAGUUUUUGUUUUUCAUUUCAAUAUGAAUUAAUAAAAUUUGGUAGGGUUGUGCUCAAAGUUGUGUUAGCAUAGCCCUUUGUCACAGUUUAUCCAUUUUAUGUAUGUUUUUUAAAAAAAGCUUAUUAAUUUUAUUUUGAUACCGUCCUAUAUGUAGUUUUAAGAAAAUGAAAGUACUUGUAAUCCUAGUAUUUAAACAAUUUAAAGUAAGAUCAUUAUUAUGUGUGAUAAACUGGUUUAAUAUUACGUUUAACAGUAGAUUAAAUGGCAUUUACUUAAAUAUUAGCAAUUGUUAAAAAAUAAAAUUCACAUAGACAGAAAUCGGUAAAUGUCUUGAUGUCAAGUCCGACUUUUGCUAUUUUCUUGGAAUGCAAUAAUGGAUAAGCUCUCUUCUUCAUCAACAAAUAUUUUAUUAUUGAUGUCAUUAAUUAAGAUUAAUGAACUGGGUACAAUAUAUUAAUUUUAUAUUUGGGUAUGUAUUAUAUAUACCCAUUUAAAGUAUUUUUGGUUGGAGGACUUUACGCAAUAUUUUCUGAGUAAUACUAAACAAUUAAAAAAUUAUGAAAGUUGUAUCACAUUUAUUAAGCAUCAAGUAAUUAUUUUGUUUAACUUCAACUGAGUGUAGCCAACCUAUAUACAAAAAGAAAACUGUAAGGUCGAGUACAUAACGGAUUACUAUGCAGUACUAACAUUAGUGGGCUAUAGAAGGAACGCAACUAAUAAGAGUUGUGAUAGAGAUAGACCGAAAGAUAUUUUCCAAGGGAACUUAUACCAUUUCAGUGUCGUUAGCCAUAACAAAGGAAGCGAUUAUAAAAAGUAUUACCUCAAUGGAUUUUUAAUUAAAAAAUAUAUUUUAAAUGCCUUCUCUUAAUCUUUUUCUCUAUUUAUACUUAUUUAUUUUGUUUAUAUUUUAAAUUAUGGAAGUACUACUUAAUUUAAAGUACUUAAAAUAUUUUUACCUGUCUACAUAAUUUUUAUGUGUACUUAACGAUUACGAUUUCAUGUUUUAAAUAUAAAUAAAUGUAAGUCAUCU